UUUGGUGGCCGGGGCUUACAGUGGCGGGAGUUGGAGGCAAUUACUAGUCGUGUUCUGAGGGGCGCAAACUGCGAUUCUGCUGAACCCGGGGACAUUUCUACGGCUUCUCCCUCCGUUGAGCCUUUUCCUCCGGCCCAGAUGCUCUUCAAUUCACUGCUCCGUCAGCCCCAGUUCGGCAUCCCGAGAAAUGGGUGGUCUUCACAAUACCCUCUACAGUCCCUUCUAACUGGUUAUCAAUGUAACCCUAAUGAUGAGCAUACUUCUUAUGGAGAAACAGGGGUCCCAGUUCCUCCUUUUGGAUGCACUUUCUCUUCAGCUCCCAAUAUGGAGCAUAUACUAGCAGUUGCCAAUGAAGAAGGCUUUGUUAGAUUAUAUAACACAGAAUCACAAACCAGUAAAAAGAAGUGCGUUAAAGAAUGGAUGGCUCACUGGAAUGCUGUUUUUGACCUGGCCUGGGUCCCUGGUGAACUUAAACUUGUUACAGCAGCAGGUGAUCAAACAGCCAAAUUUUGGGAUGUAAAAGCUGGUGAGCUGAUUGGAACAUGCAAAGGUCACCAGUGCAGCCUCAAGUCAGUUGCCUUUUCUAAGUUUGAAAAAGCUGUGUUCUGUACAGGUGGAAGAGAUGGUAACAUUAUGGUCUGGGACACCAGGUGCAACAAAAAAGAUGGAUUUUAUAGGCAAGUGAAUCAGAUCAGUGGAGCUCACAAUACCUUAGACAAGCAAACCCCUUCAAAACCUAAGAAGAAACAGAAUUCAAAAGGACUUGCUCCUUCUGUGGAUUUCCAGCAGAGUGUUACUGUGGUCCUCUUUCAGGAUGAGAAUACAUUAGUCUCAGCAGGUGCUGUGGAUGGGGUAAUCAAAAUAUGGGAUUUACGUAAGAAUUACACUGCUUAUCGACAAGAACCCGUAGCAUCUAAGACUUUCCUGUAUCCAGGUAGCAGCACUCGAAAACUAGGAUACUCAAGUCUGAUUUUGGAUUCCACUGGCUCUACUUUAUUUGCCAACUGCACAGAUGACAGCAUCUACAUGUUCAAUAUGACUGGAUUAAAGACUUCCCCAGUGGCUACCUUCAGUGGACAUCAGAACUCUACCUUUUAUGUUAAGUCCAGUCUUAGUCCAGAUGACCAGUUUUUAGUCAGUGGCUCAAGUGAUGAAGCUGCCUAUAUCUGGAAGGUCUCCACACCCUCGUGUCCUCCUACUGUGCUCCAGGGUCAUUCUCAAGAGGUCACAUCAGUGUGCUGGUGUCCUUCAGACUUCACAAAGAUUGCCACCUGCUCUGAUGACAAUACCCUGAAACUCUGGCGCUUGAAUAGAGGCUCAGAGGAGAAAACAGGAGGAGAUAAAUUCUCCAUAGUGGGUUGGGCCUCUCAGAAGAAAAAGGAGGCCAGAGCCGACUUAGCAACAGUAACAAGUAGCCAGAGCACUCCCGCCAAAGCCCCCAGAGUAAAGAGCAGUCCAUCCAUUUCCUCCCCGUCAUCAGGAGCCUGUGCUCCCAGCUGUGCAGGAGACCUCCCCCUUCCUUCAAAUACCCCCACAUUCUCUAUUAAAACACCCCCUGCCAAGGCCCGGUCUCCCAUCAGCAGAAGGGGCUCUGUCUCCUCCAUCUCGCCCAAGCUACCCUCAGCUUUCAAGAUGUCCAUUAGAAACUGGAUGACUCAGACACCUUCCUCAUCACCACCCAUCACUCCACCUGCUUCUGAAACCAAGAUCACGUCUCCAAGAAAAGCCCUCAUUCCUGUGAGCCUGAAAUCUUCCCAAGCAGUGGCUUGCUCUGAGUCUAGAAAUAGAGUGAAAAGGAGGCUAGACGCAAGUUGUCUGGAGAAUGUGAAACAAAAGUGUGUGAAGAGUUGCAGCUGUGUGACUGAGCUUGACGACCCAGGUGAAAAGCUUCAUUUAGAUCUGUGCUGCCUUGCUGGUAACCAGGAAGACCUUGCUAAGGACCCGCUAGGUGCUACCAAACCAAGCAAGAUCGAAGGGACAAGUAUGAGUGUCUCAGAGCCUCCUUCUCCUGCCAGUCCUUAUGCUUCAGAAGGCUGUGGGACACUACCUCUUCCUCUGGGGUCUUGUGGAGAAGGGUCUGAAGUGGUAGGCAAAGAGAACAGCUCCCCAGAGAAUAAAAACUGGUUAUUGGCCAUGGCAGCCAAACGAAAGGCUGAGAAUUCAUCUCCACGAAGUCCAUCGUCCCAGACCCCCAAUUCCAGGAGACAGAGUGGAAAGACCUCUCCGGGACCGGUCACCAUCACUCCCAGCUCCAUGAGGAAAAUCUGUACAUACUUCCAUAGAAAGUCCCAGGAUGACUACUGUAGUCCUGAACGGUCAACAGAAUUAUAGAUUCUUGUCUGAGUGAGUUAACUGAACUUUGGCCCAUUAAAACAAGAUAAAAAAUACAACAGAGUAAUUAUGUAACUCUGGUCUUUAAGACAGCUACCGUUUUUUAAUUUUUAGAGAAAACCCUUCCAACUCUGAUAUUUACCUACUCUCGUUCUACCACCGUAGUGCCUACACAGCUCCCUCAGGAUGAAUGCUGUGUUUAAAUUCCAUAAGGUAGGUUUGCCACUCUAACAAUUUGAAUGAGUAGUCUUCACUUUUUAAAUUAUGCAUCUUCUCUACAAUAAUGACAUCCCAGCUCAUAGAGGGGAAAAAAACCAAGACUUGUCUCUUGUUAAUCUGAGACUUUCUAUGCACAGUGGAAAGUGUCUCCCAGCCAUAGCUGGAGGCAUGUCUGUGAAGGCCACUGCUAAAGACCCCCUGGAUCUGAGCUGCCUCAGACAAAUGUCACUUCAUUUAAAAUAUAUAAUUUUUACACUACACUCUUGGGGGAUUUUAAAUAUGCAUAAAAAUGUGAUGUUUAGAUAAGUACACUUACAUUGAUUCAGUAUUAAAAUAAUCUCUUAAGUUAAAAUCAUGUUUUAAAACCAGUGAUGAAUGUCAACUCUUUGGAGAAACUAGGAGAAUAACACUAGAAACCUUUGUCUUUUUUUCCCCCAAAUUCAUGUUCUAUGUGAGAUUUAAGGUCCCCAUAUUUUUUACCAAGCACUCUACUGUUACCAGCCCAACAUCAUGUUCUAUAAGAAGUUAUGAUUUUUGCCACUUACUAGAAGAAGAUGUUUAUAAAAUCAAUAGUCAUACACUGAAACCUGGGUUUGCAUUCAGUCCUCAGUUCUAGGGGCUGCAACCUUGUGAAAAAAUAAACCAUCAGAACCUAAAAAAAUCCAGAACCUAAAAAAAUAAAUCUUGGCUUAACUUGAUUUUUUGGCUUCUCUUUAUAUAAGCAACAACCCUCUAUUUAAAGCCCUGAGCCACAAGAAUUUUCUCUAGAUAUUUAAUAUAGAGAGUGUAUAGGCUGACUCUUAAGUUAAUAAUGUGCAAAAUAUCUUGAAAAUCCCUUCCCUUAAUCAACAGUUACACAUCAGUUAUCUUGAAAUGAACCAUUGUUUUAUAUUUCUCCCCUUUGUAGACUCAUAAAACUCCAGGUACUUUCUAUGUUCUAAAUCCCUGAGGACUGUGUAGACUUUAUUGUAUUUUUGCCAUAAUUCAAAAUUCUAUUCUUAAUGAUAACUCUUUAAUUCCUUUGAUUUUAGAAGCUAAGCUUAUAACAAUCAGAACUAUGUAGGUUGAUUAAGCAUGGAUUCUCCAUGGUUUUGUCCAAGGAGAAAAGUAAAUAAAGGGAAGCCAUAAAAUUACUGUUUUCAAAGCAAAGCACACUGUGACAUUAACUAAAUUUUAGGAACUCUGCUUAAAAUUGGUAUUUUAUUUUUUAAUGUUAGGCUGUGGGAAGGUGUUAUUUAUGACCAGUACCUGCCAAUAAUGCCAUAUCUCUCUCUGUUGCUUGGAAAGCCAGCAGGGAAGAGAAUCCAUAAAAAGAGAAUAUAACUAAAGUAGAUGAUUUGUUCUUUGUAUCCUUGUACAUCUCCUGACAGCUCUGCUGAGUGAAAUUGGGUAAGUGUGACUGUCAGAAACUGUGCUGAGAGUCUGCUGGGUGGAGCGUGGCCCACUUGGAAAGCUAGGACCUCACAUGGGCGCUGAAGACCAAAUAUAAUGAGAUAAUAAUCAUCCCAGCUUGUGUCAGUGUCAUACUCGGAGCUGUGCCCAAGCAAUAAAGCCUUUCACCUUA
This is a messenger RNA of Manis pentadactyla (Chinese pangolin), 4114 nucleotides long. It is a transcript of the gene DTL, whose product is annotated as denticleless E3 ubiquitin protein ligase homolog. Gene Ontology annotation, biological process: mitotic G2 DNA damage checkpoint signaling; proteasome-mediated ubiquitin-dependent protein catabolic process. Bases 139 to 2331 code for a protein of 730 amino acids. Lineage: Eukaryota; Metazoa; Chordata; Mammalia; Pholidota; Manidae. The transcript has 15 exons. Gene Ontology annotation, cellular component: nucleus. The record is from RefSeq and is a predicted model, not a curated record. Gene Ontology annotation, molecular function: protein binding; protein-macromolecule adaptor activity.